CCGAUUUAACACAUUCAAAUUAUAUAUGUAUAGAUCCCUCCCCCUUUAAGAUAACGACAGAACCCAAAAGCUGUCAGUACCGUGUCUUCUGCAACCAAGUUUCAGCCAUGAGCAUGCUCAGGCUUCAGAAGAGGUUGGCAUCCAGCGUUUUGGGCUGUGGCAAGAAGAAGGUAUGGCUGGACCCAAAUGAGACCAAUGAGAUCGCAAACGCCAACUCUCGGCAGCAGAUUCGAAAGCUGGUGAAGGACGGUCUGAUCAUCAAGAAGCCAGUGACGGUUCACUCUCGUGCACGAUGCCGCAAGAAUACACUGGCACGCCGGAAGGGUCGUCACAUGGGCGUUGGUAAGAGAAAGGGUACAGCAAAUGCACGUAUGCCAGAAAAGCUGUGCUGGAUGAGACGCAUGCGUAUUCUGCGACGGCUUCUGAGACGUUACAGAGAAUCCAAGAAGAUCGACAGGCAUAUGUACCACAGUUUAUAUUUGAGGGCAAAGGGCAAUGUGUUCAAGAACAAACGUAUCUUGAUGGAGCACAUUCACAAACUCAAAGCAGACAAGGCCCGCAAGAAGCUUUUGUCUGAUCAAGCAGAGGCCCGUCGCUCAAAGACCCGGGAGGCAAGAAAGCGCCGUGAGGAAAGGCAGCAGGCAAAGAAAGAGGAAAUUAUUAAAACUCUUUCCAAAGAUGAAGAAUCCAAGAAAUAAGAUUUUCUUUUUGUGAGACAGUGAUAAAUGAUUGUAUAAUGUUUAAAAAAUAAAUAUACAAUUUAUUACAGGUUUCCAGAGUCAAUGCAGUGUUGUUUUAUAACCAAGUCAUUUCUUAUAACAAGAAAACUAAUUCUGAAUUCCUCAUAAUUCAGGUAUUCAAUCAGUUUAAGAAUGGUGGACCAUCAACAACAGUCUGAAACUUGAACGUUUACAUAAAUGGUUCUCAAACUGUUUUUAAGACACAACUCUUUUAUGAAACACAUUAAUUUAUCAUCAGAAAGGGAAUUACCACUGGUUUACAACAAAAGGACUUUAAAAACAAAUAAAACAGUUCAUCAAUGUAAAUAAGUGCUCUUGUUCUGAAAUGAAAAGCAUUAAAUAUAAAAUGCAUGUUAUGUGAUAUUGUUCAUGUUGUUGUAAUGCAGUUUACAGUGUCUGCUUUCUCUUGCAGUGGGUUGUAGGGCACCUGUCUUACUCUUUGAGAUGCUGCUCUUAUCC
This is a messenger RNA of Paramisgurnus dabryanus, 1199 nucleotides long. The record is from RefSeq and is a predicted model, not a curated record. NCBI's taxonomy places the organism in Eukaryota, Metazoa, Chordata, Actinopteri, Cypriniformes, Cobitidae.